Iphiclides podalirius (scarce swallowtail) is the source of this 264-nucleotide messenger RNA. The record is from the annotation of a GenBank genome assembly. Lineage: Eukaryota; Metazoa; Arthropoda; Insecta; Lepidoptera; Papilionidae.
AUGUGCCGAGGAGUGCCCAGCCUGGACGGAGCAGCAGCUGCCCGCCGUGCGCGCCGGCCAUUGUCCGCGCGGCUCCCGGCGCAAAAGGAAUAUAGUUACGCGGGCCGCCAGCCUGGAACAAUUGAAUUAUGCUCAGCUAUUAAGCCCUUCGUGGCGAGCAGGAGCUUUGUGCCUACGCCGAUCGUCGCCUGCCGGUAUCGAGAUAUAUACGGUGGGCAAUAUAAAGCCGCCGAUGUAUCGGGAUUACCGCGGCAAUUACGCUCU